Messenger RNA from Equus caballus (horse), 1984 nucleotides. RefSeq names its product TUB like protein 2 (gene TULP2). The record is from RefSeq and is a predicted model, not a curated record. Gene Ontology annotation, biological process: protein localization to cilium. Gene Ontology annotation, cellular component: cilium. NCBI's taxonomy places the organism in Eukaryota, Metazoa, Chordata, Mammalia, Perissodactyla, Equidae.
GCUGCGAGUUACAGAUCGGUAGCAAUAGGCACCUUAUAAGUUUCUUACAUAAGGGAGUGGUUUAGAGCGAGCCUGCGAUGCGGCCUCUCUUGGGUCCCUUUAAGGAACACCCGCAUGCCCUUCCAAUUCAGAAUCCCCGGAGCCCCGUUGCCCGGUUGCCGCAGAGGCCAGGGGUCAUUGCUUUGUUGGAAGUAAAGCUUGGGGGGCCAGGAGGGAGGGGAUUAAGGCAGGUCCCAGUGGGAAUUCCCCUUUCCCUCUGACCUGUCUUUCUUCCCUUGCUUAUUUCUCAGAGAUUAAAUUCCCCGCUUCCAAAGAGAGGGUUGGGUAUGUUUAGAAAUUGGCCAGGGAGGCAAGGCAUUGAGGCGUGAACGUGAAAAGCUUCUCUGGGCACGAGAGGAGAAGAGGGGGUCUCCUGGAUUCCGGGCAAAAUGUCUCAGGAGAAUGACACUUGGAAAAAAGAGGUCCUGGAGGAUGAGCUUGCUGCCAUGAGGCUGCAGAAGCUGGAACAGCAGCGGCGGCUGUUUGAGAAGAAGCAGCGACGGAAGCGCCAAGAGCCCCUCAUGGUUCAGGCCAAUUCUGACACUUCCCUGCGGCAGGGGCGACUGCGGUGGCGAGAGGAACGCCUCUGGGGUGACAGCGGCCUCGGGAACCCUUUCCUCCAGAGGAACGUGCCCAGGACACAUCCGCGCUCUGGUGCCCACAGUGACCUGAGCACCGUGAGCUGCAGUGGAGAUGGCAGCGGUGAGCGCGGUCCCCUGGUGCCGCCGACAGAAGCAGAAAGUUCCGAUCUGGAGUUGGAGGAAGUCUCCGUGGAGGAUGUUCCUGCCUUUCCCCCUCCUUAUAAAGAGCCUCCGGGGACUCGACGCAGGGGUUGGCCAGCCCUCCAACGAUCUGGGGCGAGUGCAGAAGAGGAGAGCGAAUCUCGGGAUGUUGGAGAUGAAUACGAGACGCUCAGAGCGGAACCAAAUCCUAGAAUGGAUGGUUACGGGGGACGUGGUGACUUGGCUUCCAGCAAGGGCGAAGACGUGGAAGAGAAGGAAGAGGAGUCGGAGUCUACAGCGAGGAACUCUCCAGGGGUGGCCGACGAGGAAAUGUCCGAGGCCCCGGAAAGCAAGGGCGACGCUGGCAGCAGCAAUGUGGGGAGUUCGCCCCACUCGCCUCCCCGCGCCCCAGGCCCUCGGUUGGGCGAGGACAUGGAAGCGUAUGUGCUGCGGCCAGCGCUGCGCGGCCACACGGUGCAGUGUCGCAUCAGCCGCGACAAGCGUGGUGUAGACAAGGGCAUGUUCCCUAUCUACUACCUCUACCUGGAGGCGGCUGACGGCUGGAAGCACUUCCUUCUGGCUGGGCGCAAGAGGAAAAGGAGCAAAACCUCUAAUUAUCUCAUCUCCCUGGACCCCACAGACCUGUCUCGGGAUGGGGACAACUUUGUGGGCAAAGUCAGAUCCAAUGUCUUUGGCACCAAGUUCACUAUCUUCAACAAUGGGGUGAAUCCCGAAAAGAAGAAUGUCAUCCCGGAAACUGCUCGGAUCAGGGAGGAGCUGGGGGCUGUGUGCUAUGAGACAAACGUCUUGGGAUUCCGAGGGCCCCGGAAAAUGACUGUGAUCAUUCCAGGAAUCGACGCCCAGAACCAGAGAAUUAGCAUCCAGCCACAAAAUGAACAGGAGUCGCUACUGAGUCGCCUCCAGCGGGGCGCCAGCCGGGGGCUGGUCCUGCUGCAAAACAAAGCCCCAUCGUGGAGCGACGAGAGCGGCGCCUACGUGCUCGAUUUUCAUGGUCGAGUCACUCGGGCCUCGGUCAAGAACUUCCAGAUCGUGCAUCCGGAUGACCCGGAUUACCUGGUGCUCCAGUUCGGCCGCGUGGCGCCGGACACGUUCACCAUGGACUUCCGCUUCCCGCUUUGCCCGCUGCAAGCCUUCGCCAUCUGCUUAUCCAGUUUCGACGGGAAGCUGGCGUGUGAGUAAUUGAAUGAAAUACUAUACUCUCA